AUGACAGCUUUCUUCUUUAAUGAAUUUGACCUCACAGAAAAAGACAAAGAUGUUGUGCAGAUCAGUCUCAUAGUCGUUACCCUUCUGAUGAAGGCAUGUCAGCCAAAAACACAGAAUCUGCGCCAGGGGUGUGUGUCUCUCUUCAUCCUGCUGCUCUUGUCAGUACUACUCAUAGUACUUGCAAAUGCUGGGAGAGCAAAAAGAGAAAAUAGAAUCUCUUGUGAGGCGUCACUUGAAACAGUCAUUCUUGGAGGGUUUUGUCCAAAAGACAAGCAUGCGUUUGAAAGAAGGGAGGAUAUUCUAGGAUGUAAAUCCUUACAACAGAACUGUACAGAGGCUGAAGACUUUCGAUACCAUUGUGUUUUAAAUGAAUACGGCAAUCAAUCAGUUGAGGUCUGUGCAGUUGUAACAAAAAUUGUAGGUUAUGCAUGUGUAGAAUUUAAUUCUGGAGGCGAAUUUAUUCAAGAGCAUUAUUCAAGUCAAGCAGCCUGCUCAAAAUGUCCAUUUAGGUAUAUUUCGACAGAUGCAUAUAAGUACGAGGAAUGCUAUGCCAAUGUUAAGGACUUUUCGGCAUCUACUUCUUCAUAUCCACCAUCUAAUUUUUUAAAUAUUUUACCAACGACUAAUCCUACGAAAAAUAGUUCUUUGGAUAAUAGUGUGCGAUCCGAGGAAGAUUUUUUUCCAGUCCUUAUCUCAGCACCAUUAGUUGUAAUUCUUACUAUGAUAAUACUGAUUUUUUUUAUCGUUAUUAGAAAGAAAGUAAACUGUACAUUUUGCGAUAUCAGUUCUACUUCUUUUGAAACAGACGAAGUUAUGACUUUGAAAGCUUGAAUAAUCAUGCUGUUUAAAUAUCUUUUCUGUA
Molecule: messenger RNA, 862 nt
Organism: Saccostrea cuccullata (small rock oyster)
Lineage: Eukaryota; Metazoa; Mollusca; Bivalvia; Ostreida; Ostreidae
Exons: 6
Coding region: 1-831 (276 amino acids)
Source: RefSeq, a predicted model, not a curated record